Molecule: messenger RNA, 2456 nt
Organism: Aplysia californica (California sea hare)
Lineage: Eukaryota; Metazoa; Mollusca; Gastropoda; Aplysiida; Aplysiidae
Exons: 7
Coding region: 165-1913 (582 amino acids)
Source: RefSeq, a predicted model, not a curated record
AUAUUUGAUGACGUUCACACAACCUCCGCAAGUGCCUGUUUGUUUUGGUUUUGAACGUUAGGAGUGACUUCCACAUAGACUGCUCAUUGAAAGACUUGUGUCGGUCUUAAACUUUUAGGAUCGAACAGGCAACGUCAAGGAAGCAAGUUGGCUUGGAUUUCGGGAUGAGUUCUCUUGCCUUUGUGACUCAUCCUAGUGUACGAAUCAAAGGCACAGAGAAUUCGUACACUCCAACUCAGUGCCUUGAUGAGCUGUGCCCAGUGAAAGCUCCACAUCUCCAUUGCCCCUUUUGUGUCAAAAGCGAUGCCUAUCAAGAUCCUGUCAUUUUGAAAGCUCAUUACAGAGUGAAGCAUGUCGACAAAGGAAUUGACUUUGCAGGAUUGAAAAUCCUCCGCUGUUGUGACCAGUGUGACAUCAUAGGAAUCAUCAAAGGAGAGAAGCGUUUCAAAGGAGCUCACUGGCACUGCUAUCGAUGUCGGAAUGGCUUCAACAGAAGAGAUGAAGCAAUCAAACACUACAAAACACAUUUUCGUAAUCCACAGACAACAUUUCAGAUCCAGAUAACCCAGGAUCUGAAUUCACCACCUAUCAUCCGCACACCAUCAGAAGAUCGAACAGGUACAACUCAAGAUUCAUUCGCUUCCAUAGAAAACCCUGUGCAAGAAAUAAUCCAUCCAGCUUUGACUGAGACUCUGAGCCUGUCUGAAACAAAUGUUAUGACAACAGACACUGGUACAAAUGGCAAACUUCAGAAAGUGAAAGUGAAACAUGAACCCUUAGACAAAGACCUGAGUUCAGGGGAUCAUGAGGAUCAACAGACCAUCAUGAUAAUCCAGGGAGAUCAGUUGGAGUCAGCUUUAGCCAGCCAUAUAAUCAAUUCCGGGGAACUGAGCGUACUCAAUAAAGCUAAUCUUGAUCCAAGCAUUUCAUGGGAAAUACGCUUUCGGAUGGAGGAGGAAGAAAAGAAUAUGUACAAAGCAAAAGCUCAAGAAUAUAAAGUACAGGUGGAGUUGCUGCAGCAGCAAGUGUCGGAACUCCAGUCUCAGGUGGCCCAGCAGAGUGAACUUAAGUUGCAAGACUUUAUCGACAGCCUCAGUGCAGGAGAUAUUCACAAGCAAGCUCUAGGAGUUCAACUUGCGAAAUUCAUGGAACAGAUGCAAAGCUCACAGAAUUCGGAAAACUCGUCGGAAAGCCUCCCUGCGGCUGAACAUCUUCACUCUAAUACCUCUUUGGUAGAGUUAACCAAUUCUGCCGCGUCCCUCCAGCACUUAGAGUCUAAUGCAACCAUGACCCAGCUGAGUGGCAUUCCUGAAGGGUACCAGGUAAUCACAACAACUCCUGAAGGUCAUGUGAUUGUGGGCAAAGCUCCAUCACCAUCACUGACGCCUGAAGACAGUAUUUCCGUCAUCGCAGAUGACUCGAACAUUGGGGAUAAUUCCAUAUCAAACAUCACUCCGUCUUCUGUUCCUGAAACGCCUUCAGUGGUGAACCCUCAAAAGCAGCCUGAACAAGAGGUGCUCAUCGAAGGAGAUGUUUUGUCUGAAUCGAUGAACGCCCCGCCAUCUCAACCUCUUAUGGGAGAGGGUGAAGUGCAUUCUACGGAUCUGACUGUUUUAUCAGAAAUUGCCACAUCUGAAGACAGCCUCCUGCAUGCGGUAGCCAGUGAUGAAGAGCGAGUUUCUCUAAACACAAAUGUGACGGUGGUAGCUCCUGUGGACAGUGGUCAGAGUGGCCAGGAGGCGUACAUGAUGGACAUUGUGGACGGGAACAGGAUACUCAUUAAAGGGACUGUGGACGGGGAGCCCGUGCAGACCGUGAUGGGGCAUGAGGUGACGCAGGUCACAAGCAAUCAAAAAGCCGUGUCGGAGGAAACUGCUGAACCAGAAGCCAAGCGGAUACGGGUUGCUCUUUAGUUAUAGAAAGAUCUGUUUCUAUGUUUUUCCCUAGUUGUUUUAUAAGUGAAUUAGAAGGAAGGGUCGCCUCGAUGAAUGGGCAGAGGGAUGCAGGUCAGCCACCUCACUGACACCAUACACAACCCCUUCCCGGGAGUGCCGAAACUCUUUUCGGUUGCUCCUUUUCUCAGUAUUUACUUCACACUGUCUGUCAUGCCUUCUCUUCCAUGUGAAUCUGUCGACAUGGUCUUUGAAGGUAGAAUGUACUAAUAGGGUAUUGGCCUUUUAUUAAAGCAAAGUAAGAGGAUCUUUUGCCUUGUACUGAAAAGAAGGAAACAAGAUCAAGGAAGUUAGCAGGGUAGCUUUCUGAAAGAUGGUGUGUUUACCGAAGGUAGAGGAUCAUUGUGAAAUAGGCUGGGAUUAAACCAGGGAAUUAAUCAAAAUAGAAGUUUAUUUGUUCCUUACCUGUAGUAUUUUAAUUUGUAAGAUCUUACAAAAUAAAAAAAAAUGUCCCAUUGCAGAACCAUUGUAUUUUACAUAUAUUAUAUAUGUAGAUGGAUAAAA